Molecule: messenger RNA, 512 nt
Organism: Aspergillus steynii IBT 23096
Lineage: Eukaryota; Fungi; Ascomycota; Eurotiomycetes; Eurotiales; Aspergillaceae
Exons: 1
Coding region: 135-395 (86 amino acids)
Source: RefSeq, a predicted model, not a curated record
AUCUUUUCUCUACAUCAUUGAGCUUAUUUGAUCUGAUCUCGACCCAAAAUAAUCAAUCAGAUUUUAGGCUUCCAACCAUCAAAACAAUCAGUAUCAGCAAGCAUAACAUUCACGUGUCAAAGUCAAUCUUCACGAUGUGUGGCUAUGUACGGGUUACCGAUUUCAUCAUCAAAGUCACACCCUCGCUAUUAUUGAUCGGUCUUAUCGUUUUUAACGCCCUUCAUUAUUUUCGUGUUUUUCUCAUGCGGCCUGAUCUUAUCGAUGGGCUCCUUUUAUCCAAUAUGCUGAUGGGUUUCUAUCUUGCUUUUAUCAAUCGAGGGACGUCCUUUAGAGACGAUUUGCGGUUGUAUCUAAAUCGCAGAGAGCGUGAGCGCGCAGGGUCAAAGAUUCAAUGAAUGCUUGGUUCUUGAAUGGCAGAUGGCAUGCUGGAAUGGCCGGUUCAGUCUCCUGGUUAUCAUUGCAGGAAACCUAUUUCUCCUGGUACUACGGAUCGGGAAGAGGAAGGGAUCUUC